Messenger RNA from Symbiodinium necroappetens, 7305 nucleotides. Lineage: Eukaryota; Dinophyceae; Suessiales; Symbiodiniaceae. The record is from the annotation of a GenBank genome assembly.
AUGCAUCCUGGCGCCAAGGCUGUCGAGUUCCGCAACCGCCUGUCCAAUGAAUUGCAAGGGGUCAAGCUGCCCAACACAUUGAUCUUCGACUACCCGACAGCUGCAGCCAUCAGCAUGUUCGCAGCGUCUCAGCUGAGCCAAGUGGCGGGCGCAGGACAAGUUGCUCCGGUGGGUGCUCCCGGGAUCAGCGCAUCACAGGUCGAAGCGUUGGUGCUUGAGAUCGCGAGCGAAGUCACCGGUCACGGAGUGGAUCCGCAGGAGCCGUUGAUGGACUCUGGUCUCGACUCUUUGGCCGCCGUAGAAUUCCGAAAUCGCCUGUCCAACGAGCUCCAGGGCAUCAAGUUGCCCAACACGUUGAUCUUCGACUACCCGACGGUCGCCGCCAUCAGCAACUACGCCGUGGCACAGCUGGGCCCCACAACUGCCGCACUGGGCCCAGUCUCCGGCGGAUCCUUCGUGGCCUCUGGCGCCUUUGCCUCAGUGAAGGGCUUGGCUGCCAGCUUGCCCGGCCGCCGCGACGAUGGCUUCUGGGAGGACUUGGUGGAGAAGAAGGACUCUGUCAUUGAGAUUCCCUUCACGCGCUGGGAUCUCGACGUCUAUUACAGCGCGGAUCCAGAUGCACCCGGCAAGACGUACGCAAAGCACGGCGGCUUCAUCGAGGGCGCUGAGCUCUUCGAUCCCUCCUGCUUCGCCCUCUCUGCUGCAGAGGCUGCGACCAUCGAUCCUCAACAGCGGUUGCUGCUUGAGGCAGCGCACACGGCCUUCCUUGCCUCCGGCAAAGAACGGGAGCAGCUGAUGGGCUCGGACGUGGGUGUCUUCGUGGGGCAGUGCCAGUAUGACUGGUUCGUGAUGGUGUCGGUGGGCGACAAGUUCAAUCCAUACACUGGAACUGGGAUUUCAGCUUCCAUCAGUGCGAACCGAACCUCGUACAUCUUCGGAGUGAAGGGCCCAAGCUUGACAUGUGACACGGCCUGCUCUUCCUCCCUGGUGGCUGCCGAUGCGGCGCUGUCUUCCCUUCGCAGGGGAACAGCAGAAGGCGCCCUGGCUGCCGGAACCAACCUCAUUCUUGGUACUGGCCCGUACAUCAGCUUCAGCAAGGCCAAGAUGCUUUCCGAGGAUGGCCGUUGCUUCACCUUCGAUGCCUCGGCAAAUGGCUAUGCACGUGGAGAGGGUGUGGGAGCAGCGUUCCUUGCCGUCCUGGCGGAUGGGGACGGAGACGUGUCCGCCCGAGCCCUGCUCCGGGGAACGGCGGCAAAUCAGGAUGGGCGCUCGGCGUCCCUCACAGCCCCCAACGGUCCAUCACAGCAGGCAGUGAUCCGGCGAGCGCUCUCGGAAGCCGCGGCCAGCGUGGGCGAGGUGGCUUUGAUUGAGUGCCAUGGCACCGGCACUGCGCUUGGGGAUCCCAUCGAAGUGGACGCUCUCAAGACGGUGCUUGGCGAGGCUUCAUCUGUGGCUUUGGGAGCAGCGAAGACCAACAUUGCGCACUUGGAGGGUUCAGCAGGCAUUGCUGGCUUCCUGAAGAGUGUCCACAUGUUGGAGAAGAAGCAGGUUCCUGCGAACUUGCACUUCCAGAGCUUGAACCCGCAUAUCGACUUGGAAGACUUCCAGGCUGUCAUUCCAGUGGAGCUGCACGAGCUUCCUUCUGGCAACGUCGUUUCAGGCCUCUCCUCCUUCGGAUUUGGUGGAACGAACGCGCACCUGACCUUCGGCGGCUCGCCGGGGCGAGAAAGCCAGCGCAUGACCGUCUCAGAACCGGCAGCUAACGAGGGAGCCAUCACUUUCAGGCACGCUUCGUUCCCCUGGCGUGAGACGGCCUACCGGUGUCUGCGACGGAAGAUCACGGAAGGUCGAGAUGUGCACUACGAGUGCACCAUCAAGUCAGACAUCUUCAAAGUCUGUGCCGAGCAUGUGGCCUUCAACGAGAUUGUGGUGCCAGGUGUGGUCUACGUCGAACAUGCAAUGGAGGCCGUCAAAACCAUUGUCGGCAAGGAAGGAUAUUUGAAAGAUCUCGUCGCCGCCUCAGUCGCGAUGGGUGACAAGUUCGAGAUGCGCAGCUCCCGAGGGGACAGCACGGAGAUGAUCACCCACUGUGAAGGACGUAUCGGCCGGGGCCUGGCAGAGCCAGCCACCAUCAAUCUGGAGGAGCUUCGGCAGAUGUGCACGGAAGAGGUUGAUCCCAAGGACGUGUAUGCGGCCAUUCACAAGGGUGGGCUCUGGCUUGGACCGCGCUUCCAGGUGUGCAAGCAGAUGCAACGAAUGCGUACGGGCCCAUCAGGCGAAGGUGGCGACAAGCAUGUCUUGUGUCGGCUGGAGCACUCCCCGGAGUCGCAGCCAAACCAGGGCUUCUUCAUGCAUCCGGCUACCCUGGAUGGUACAAUCCAUGUGCUUGGAGCCACUAUGGUUGGCUGGGAUGCCCCUCUGAAGAUCUUCUCCGGCAUGGGUCGAGUGCAGGCGCACGUCCACCGGAACUUUUCGAGAGAUGAGCAAUACUUCGUGCAUUUGGAUUUGAAGACGUUUUCCGAGCAGGAACAGGUGCCUCCAGCCCUGCUUCAUGUGCCUAAGACGGUGGCAGAUGCACUUGUAUUUGACUCCACGGUCGCCACAAGCGACGGCGAAGUGCUCUUCAAGGGCACCGACGUAGCCUUCCGCAAGGUCACACCAGAACAGAUCAAGAAAGCCAUGGAAAGCCAGAUGGCGGAGGAUGACCAGAAGAUCUAUGAGGUGCAGUGGUCGGAGUUGAAGCCGUCGAAGUCGCAAGAGGAGGAGGAGGAGGAGAGUGAGGGUCGAUCCCUGGUCCUGGCAGCAGAGGACUCCAAGGACGGCGAGUCUGAGGGCGAAGUCCUCUCGCAGCUACCAGGGGCGGAGCUUUCCGGAAUCUCCGACGAGGCUUUGGAGGCACUCGAAGAAGGUGGUCUGUCUGGCCUGACGAGAAUUAUCAGUACCAUCGGCCUCUCAAGCGAAGACGCUGCGAGCGGCUUGGAUCAUGCUCUCCGCCUCAUGAAGGCCUUGGUCAAACUGCCGCCUGGCUCCGAUGCUCCCGAGCUGUGGUUCCUCACCCGUCGAGCAAUUGCUGUGCAGCGCAGUGACAUCGAUGCCGUUCCCUUCCACGCGGGCAUCUGGGGCUUGGCCCGUGCUCUUCGCGCGGAGCGCCCGGACCUGAAGGUGGUUUGCUUGGACGUCGCAGACCUGGGUGUCAGUGCCGGUCUCGUGGCUUCGCGGUCCGGCGCCGAGCCGGAGAUCGCGGUGCGCGGAGGACCCCGGCUGGUUGAUUCCAGCAUCCCGGAGCCGGAGGCCCUGAGCUUCGAUACCGACAGUCACCUCUUCAGUGGUGGCACGGGCGGCCUCGGUCUUCUCUUCGCAGGGUGGCUGGCCGAGCACGGUGUGAAGCACCUGGCCCUGAUGUCGCGGUCUGGACGGAUCCAAGACGAGUCGUUGCAGAAGCUCUUGGACAAGGCCUCCAAGUCCUCGAACGUGCAGAUUUUCAAAGGAGACAUUGGUAGUGAGGCAGACGUGGGAGAAGUUCUCGGGCAAGCGAACAAGACCCUGGCAACAGUGAAGGGCAUUUGGCAUGCUGCUGGGGUUUUGGAUGAUCAUCUCAUGGCCGAUUUGACAAUGGAGCACUUCGAGAAAGUGCUGCUCCCCAAGAUUACAGGCACCCUCAACCUACACAACUCCUCCGCGAGCAAAGGCUUAGAGUCAAAGCUGCAGCAGUUUGUCCUUUUCUCCUCCGUUGCGGCCAUGAUCGGUACUGCCGGACAGGGCAACUACUGUGCCGCAAACGCGUUCAUGGACUCGUUUGCCAGCUAUCGUCUCGCACGCAACCUCCCGGCUGUGUCUGUGCAGUGGGGCCCAUGGGCAGAAAUCGGCAUGGCCGCUCGCGCUGGUACCUCCGAAAGUGUCGUGCUUCGUAUGGGUUUGGCCGACGGCCUGAAAGCCAUGGAGACCAUUCUGGGUGCACAGCUUGGUGGCCACCUGAGUGGAGCGGCGGCGGUGGCUGGAGUGGCCCGCAUCAAGUGGCGCUCCUUCCUGUCGCAGCUUCCAGAGGUUCCAUCCUUCCUGGAGAACUUCCAGCAGUAUGCGCCCAAGGAUGCCAAGAAGGGCGGCAGCCUGGUGGCCAAGGGCGCAGCACCCUCCAAGGACCUGGUGAGAGCAGGCAUUGAGAAUGUGCUCAAGGAGGUCUUGGGAGACGACAGCCUCGAUGAUUUCAGUGCCCCGUUGAUGGACAUGGGCUUGGAUUCACUUGCAGCCGUGGAAUUCCGCAACCGUGUCCAAGCCUCCUUUGAAGGUGUGCGGCUGAGCUCCACAGUGAUGUUUGACUAUCCCACGGUUGCGGAUCUCACCGAUUUCAUCCUGUCCCAGUUUGCGCCGGAAGACGAUGCUGCCGCCGUGGGUCUUGGAGAUGUUGGUGGUGCUCUGCGGGAGCCCUUGUCCAUGAUUGGCAUCGCAGGCCGAUAUCCUGGCAUGUCGGCUCACAACGAUGUUUCCGAAUUCUGGGCGUCCCUCUGCAGCGGCCGAGAUCCCAUUUCGCAGAUUCCCAUCGAGCGGUUCGAUGUCGAUGAGUUGUAUGAGGAGGACCGGUCUGCGCCGGGGCGCGUGUAUGUCCGCGAGGGUGGGUUCAUCCCAGGCAUCGAGGAGUUUGACGCGGCAUUCUUCGGAAUUGCAGAGCCUGAGGCUAGAUCGAUGGAUACUCACCAGCGCCUGCAGACAGAGACUGCCUACGAAAGUUUCUACAACGCUGGCUUUACGAAGGAGACCCUCUCAAACGUGGAGUGUGGUGUUUUCAUGGGUUGCUGCACCCUCACCGGCAUCACAGUUGAGUAUGAAGACAUCGGGCCAUUUACCAACAUUGGCUCUGGGCUCUCUGGCAUGUCCGGUAGAAUUUCGCAUGCACUCGGUCUUCGGGGCCCUUGCUUCACUAUCGACACCGCCUGCUCAAGUACUUUGGUGGCCAUGGACUGUGCGGUGCAAGCCUCGCGACUGGGCCGCCAGGAGCUGGCCUGUGUGGCAGGGACGAACCUGCAGCUGCGCACAGACAUGUGGGUCGGCUUCUGCAAGAUGACUGGCCUGGCUGGUGACGGACGCUGCAAGACCUUUGAUUCUUCUGCAGAUGGCUUUGGCCGUUCAGAGGGCUCCGGCUCCGUGAUCCUGCGUUUGGCCUCUGCGGCGCAAGCCAAGGGCGAGUCGGCCGUCGCCCUGACGAAGGGCAGCUGCGUGAACCAGGACGGGCGCAGCGCCACCAUCACGGCACCCAGUGGCCCGGCCCAGCAGCGCGCCUUGAGCAACUCGCUCCGGGAUUCGGAGCUCAAGGCUUUGGAGGUUUCGCUCGUCGAAUGCCACGGAACCGGAACUGCGCUCGGAGAUCCGAUUGAGGUGGGAGCGCAGGAGAAGAUCUACGGCAAGGAUCGUGCAGAUCAGGACCAGCUCAUUCUUGCGGCUGUGAAGUCGGUUAUUGCUCACUUGGAGGGAGCAGCCGGUGUGGCAGGCCUUACCAAGCUGGUAAAGAUGAUGGAGCACAAGCAGGUGCCGCCAAACCUGCACCUGAAGAAGUUGAAUCCAAACAUCGACCUUUCCAACUUUGCCUGCACCAUCCCCGACUGUGUCAUUGACUGGAAUCCCCCCGCCGGUGCCGUUCGCGUGGCCGGCGUCAGCUCCUUCGGCUUCUCAGGCACCAACUCACACGUCAAUCUCCAGGAGGCGCCCCAGGCUGAGCUCGAUGCUGUGCUGCAAGCCGCCGCCGAGAGGUCCCCACUGGUCUGGUCUCGGAGCGACUUGUCUUACAAGGACUGGGCCAAGCAGCUUUGGUCCACCAUUGCGUGGCAGCCGCUGCCGGCCAGCCAGGCUACUGUGGAUUCCGCCGAAGACUGGCUGGUGCUGGGCGGAGGCGAUCUCGUGUCGACAGCCACGAAGGCGGCCCUGCCCAAGGCCACGCAUGCGGACAUGAGGCGGCUCGCAAGUGCAAAGGAGGCGGAGAAGCUGCUUUCUGAAAGGACCUGGCAGGUGCUCAUCUUUGCAGAGCCCUUGGUUGCAGAAGACCCCAGGCUGGACGGCCCGACCUUGUCAGCUCUGCUGCGCUUGGUGCAGGCUCUUUCCCAAGAGAAGCGCUCCCUGAAGCUGGUGCUCAUGUCUCUCGGCGCGCAGUCGGCCUCCUCCGGAGCUUCCGGAAUCGGCCGUGGCUUGCUGGGUGCGUCGUGUUGGGGCUUCAUGCGCUCCGUUCGCCUGGAAGUUCCCAGCCUGCAGCUGCGGACCGUGGACUUCACCACGGAUGCAGAUCUCUCCGACUUGCUGCCGACAGAGCUCGCGGCGGCCGGCGACUGGCCAUCGGAUGAGGAGAAAGCCGCCGAGGUGGCGGAGAUCGCCUACAUCCAAGGUGAGCGAUGCACUCCAAGGCUUAAGCUAACACCUGUUACACCUGGCACGCACAAGUUGGAGCCAAAUGGGAGCCACAUGAUCAGUGGCGGUUUCGGGGGCCUUGGCCUCUCAAUAGCACAGGAGCUCGUUGACAUGGGGGCUCAAAGCUUGAUUCUGGUGUCACGCAGCGGCCGAGUCUCCGACGAUGAGAAGUUGCAGCAGAUGUUCAAAGAGCUCCAGGCAUCUCCUGCGACAGUCCAUGCAUGGUCCUGCGACGUCGCCGAUGCGGCGAAGACGCGCGAGAUGUUGAAGAAGACGAAGUCCAUGGAGGUUCCUUUGCAAAGUGUGGUGCACGCUGCCGGCAUCAUCGACUUCUGUGAGCUCGGCAAUCUGACUACAGAGAGCAUGGAUGCGGUCUUCAAGCCAAAGGUCUCGGGGGCCUGGAACCUGCACAGCGAGAUCAGCUCGGGAGAAGUGGACCUGACAGCCUUCGUGCUGUUCUCCUCCGUCUCCUCCUUGGUAGGACUGUCCUCCGGCAUCACGUACUCGACGUCCAAUGCCUAUCUCGAUGGUCUCAGCUUGUGGCGGCGCGCUGCCGGCUUGGAGUGCGGAAAUCUGAGGUGGGGUCCAGUUGCCGAUGUGGGCAUGGCGGCCAAGGGCGAGGCCCAUGGAGCAUCGGACUCGGCCCUGAAGCUGAUCUCCCCCAAGCACGUCCGCAAUGCCUUCCACCGCGUGCUCGCGAAGCCUCGCCUGGCGCUGCCGCCUGCGCUGCUCUUCGCGAGCCGCCUGCCUGCGUUUGGCAUGGGCCCCCUGUCCCCCCAAGACCAAGCCAAAAAGGCGCUUCAAGCGCCUCGAGGCGCCCGCGAAACGGUCUUCAGCAUCGAAUUAGAAUCUUUGAACCUCAGGAGCUCAAAAUCCAGCCUGGAGCUCCGUAAAUGGAGGAAUCAAGGGACGUAA